Messenger RNA from Oikopleura dioica, 732 nucleotides. Lineage: Eukaryota; Metazoa; Chordata; Appendicularia; Copelata; Oikopleuridae. The record is from the annotation of a GenBank genome assembly.
AUGGCGGAGAGAAUUUUUUGCGAAAAGACGAAAAUUUGGUGCAUUUUUAGUUGGAGCUUGGUUUUGGGAUUGUCGACUUUGAGCAGCGUGGUUUUUGUUCCAAGCUCAUUUUUCUCCAACGCGGAAAACAUUCUGAAUGUUCUGUUUGUCAAGUGGGCUUGGGGAUGGACGCUUUACUCGCUUUUUCCCGCGGUGGUGUUAGUCAGCUGGGCGCUCAGGGACGAUUUUCGACAAAACUCGAUCAGAGCGAUUUUGAAAAUUGGCGUUUUUGGAACCCUUGUGUGGUUUUUAGGAACCCAGUUCACUUUCAAGCUCGGCGAUUUGACUGGCACCUGUCGAGACGCUAAUUUCAGUGCUGUCAGCUCUUAUGCGACAAAACGGUUGUGCCGCUCAAAUGGCCAUACUUGGGAUCAUUUCGACAUUUCCGGACACACUUUUCUGCUCUCCUGGUGCAUUUAUUUGACCAUCGCCGAACUGUUUUAUCCUGCUAGAGAAUUCUUCAAAAGAACGCAUUCCUUCAUCCUCGAAGUUUUAACCGUCCUGGCGAUUGCUUGGAAUUUUCUUCUAGUACUACUGUGGCUUGUUAUGCUUGUCGCCACCCAGCUUUAUUUUCACACCUUUGCGGAAAAAGUCCUGGCGAAGCUCCUGUGCGACGUUUUCUUCAUUUUCUACCGCCUGGCCGGUGAUCUCGUGAAUCGACUUUUGCCCUUGUCAAAAGCCAAGAACUACUAG